Molecule: messenger RNA, 3742 nt
Organism: Pimephales promelas (fathead minnow)
Lineage: Eukaryota; Metazoa; Chordata; Actinopteri; Cypriniformes; Leuciscidae
Source: RefSeq, a predicted model, not a curated record
GCGACUCUUGUCACUCAUUCGCUGUGCCGCUCGGAGCACAUUCUGUGUCAACGGCUGAGGACCAAUUCAUGAUAUCACAGCAACCUGAAACAGGGACAAAGCAUCGUAGUCAUUUAGAUAAUUACUGAACCAAACUCUCCUUACAAAUUCUACACGGAGCCUACCUUUGGAAGAGAUUGCAAUGCUUCAGAUAAGGGAUCUCAUUUGGACACUGCUUUUCUUUGGUUAUGCAGCUGCUUUGCAAGUGGAUAUCACUCCAGCCCAGGGAGAGAUCAGCGUGGGAGAGUCCAAAUUCUUUUUGUGUGAAGUUGUUGGAGAUGCUAAAGAAAUAGAUUGGUUUGCACCCAAUGGGGAGAAGCUUGUGCCAGGGAGACCUGACAUCAGCGUCAGCAAGAGUGACGAGUCCUCGUCGACACUCACAAUCUACAAUGCUAACAUCGACCAUGCAGGCAUGUACAAGUGUGUGGCCAAAAGCGGGGACAAGGAGUCUCAGGGCACUGUCACCGUAAAAAUUUUCCAGAAACUCACUUUCCAAAACGCACCAUCGCCUCAAGAGUUCAACGAGGGGGAUGAUGCUGACAUCAUCUGUGAUGUCAUCAGCUCUCCACCCCCAUCUAUCAUCUGGAAAUAUAAAAAGACAAGAAUCCAGCCUGAGACUGAUGUCCGUUUCAAGGUCUUAAACAACAACCACCUCCAGAUUCGCAGCAUCAAAAAGACAGAUGAGGGUGACUACACCUGCGAGGGCCGCAUCAUGGCCCGGGGAGAAAUCGACCUUAGGGUCAUUAAGGUCAUUGUCAAUGUUCUGCCAAGUAUCAGGACCCGCUACACUGAACUUAAUGCCACUGCAGACAUCAACCAGGCCGUGACGUUGGCCUGUUACGCAGAUGGCUACCCAGAACCCACCGUCACGUGGGCGCGAGGUAAUAUCGUACUGGAAUCCAAUGAGAAGUACAGCCUGAAUGAAGAUGGGUCGGAGCUGACCAUCAAAGACGUCAAUAAGCUUGAUGAAGGAGAUUACCAGUGCAUCGCUAGAAACAAGGCUGGAGAGAAGAGUGACGAAGUCGCACUCAGUGUGUUUGUGCAACCCAAGAUCACGUUCCUGGAAAACCAGACGGCCUCUGAAUUGGAGGAGCAGAUCACACUAACUUGCGAGGCCACAGGUGACCCCACUCCCAACAUCAUCUGGAGCUUCGGUCGUCGGGUCUUCACCGAGAAUGAGCAGGCUUCAUGGACUCGACCUGAGAAACACAAGAGUCUGGAUGGUAACGUGAUUGUACGCAGUGAUGCCCGUGUGUCCUCUCUGACUCUAAAGUACGUGAAGUUCACCGAUGCCGGCCAGUACCUUUGCACUGCCCGCAACUCCAUUGGUCAGGACAUCCAGAGCAUGUACCUGGAAGUGCGCUAUGCUCCAAAGAUCCAGGGCCCUGUGGCGGUGUACACCUGGGAGGGUAAUCCGGCUAACCUCACCUGCCAGGCCCUCGCUCACCCGGACGCCUCCAUUUCAUGGUUCCGUGACGGCCAGAUGCUGCCUAACGCUAAUACCACUAAUGUCAAGAUCUACAACACUCCCACAGUCAGCUUCCUAGAGGUCACUCCGGUGUCCCAGAACGACUUUGGCGAUUACAACUGCACGGCUACUAACGUCAUCGGCACAGAGUCAAUGGAUUUCAUUUUGAUUCAAGCAGAUGUUCCUUCGGCCCCCUCUAUUGAGCGCGUGGAGCCUUAUUCCAGCACAGCAAUGGUGGAGUUUGAUGAGCCUAAAUCUGAUGGAGGAGUGCCUAUCCUUAAGUACAAGGCUGAAUGGAGGAUAGCAGGCCAAGACUGGACGGACAGAGAGUAUGAUGUUGAGGAUGGUCUCAACGUGAUCACUAUUGUUGGGCUGAAGCCAGAGACCACAUACGAGGUGAAGAUAUCAGCCAUCAACGGCAAGGGUGAAGGAGAGAGCAGCGCCCCGGAAAACUUCAAAACCCAACCUGUCCGCUUCCCUUUCAAAAUGUCUACAGAGACUCCGACUUCUAUUCGUCCGACCACUGCCGACCUUAAAGGGGAACCUAAUCCUCCUAAACUGGAAGCUAAGCCACUGUCCACAGGCAACGAGAUGAAGGUCUACUGGAUCAAGCAGGAUGAUGGGGGCUCUCCUAUCAAACACUAUUUAGUGCGCUACAGAGCUAAACAUCGGCAGGAGUGGAAGCCAGAGAUCCGCCUGCCCAACAGCAGCGAGUACAUGGUGCUGCGAGGUCUGGAGUGGAACACGGAAUACGAGGUCUACGUCGUGGCCGAAAACCAGCGAGGACGAUCUGAUCCCGGGAUCCUCUCCUUCAGGACCUUGCCAGAACCCACCGCCAUACCAGAAACCAGCGCAGGUUUGGGCACCGGGGCUAUCGUGGGCAUCCUCAUCGUGGUCUUCAUCCUGCUCCUCUUUGGCGUGGAUGUCACAUGCUACUUCCUCAACAAGUGCGGCCUCCUCAUGUGCAUCGCUGUCAACUUCUGCGGAAAGUCUGGGCCCUCUGCCAAGGGCAAGGAUAUCGAGGAGGGGAAAGCCGCUUUCACUAAGGACGAGUCUAAGGAGCCCAUUGUGGAGGUAAGGACCGAGGAAGAGAACACACCAAACCAUGGAGGAGGUCCCACUGAACCCAAUGAGACCACCCCUCUGACGGACCCCGAGCACGCUGCUGACACCACAGCAACAGUAGUGGACUUGCUUCCCUCUGUAACCACUAACUCAGACCCCGGCACUGACAGUCCUGCUAGUGAUAGCACCACCCUUACCUCGAGCACCGCACCUGCGGCCGACCCUAAAGCUACUCCCCAAUCCAGCACCCCCAAACCUAGCGUCACCUCUCCCACCUCCCCGCAAGCUGCUCCUGCAGCUGUGGCCCCUCUGGUGGACCUGAGCGAAACGCCCUCCAGUCAAACCUCAAAGUCCUUAGAAGCCCCCCAGCCGUCUGAUUCAACCCCUGCAGAUCUGGCCAAAGCUGUUGGCCAGAGCCCGGCCGAGCUGGAUUCCCCCCAAAGUAAGGACUCUCAGGUACAGGGAGGAGCCCACCCGACCACAGAUAGUGACCUUGCCAAGGAUGCGCUGGUCAAGCCCUCCAGCGACUCAUCCAGCACACCGUCCGCACCCAACCAGGACGAUGGAAAACUCAUUGUAGAUGACAAAAGCAAAGUGCCAGAGACGGAGGUAAAGAAAACCCCGGCGGAGGUGAAGACAGUCCCCAAUGAAGCCCCUCAGACGAACGGCAACGAGAGCAAAGCGUGAUCCGGAAUGGGCGAGCGCACGACAGCGCAGACAGACAGAACCACACCACCACGUCUCAAAUAUAAGGGUUUCUUUCUUCAGUGUCUUCUUUGAGUUCACAGAUCAAAACACGUCUGUAGAUGUAUAGAGCGCCUAAAGAGUUUGCGCACAUGCCUUUUAUUUUUUACUUUCCCUUUGUUAUUAGUAUUGAAAAGUGUCUUUCAUAAACGCAAGAAGGAAUGAUUCUUCAGCUCUAGUCUCCUUGACCUCAGUGUCUUUCAAAGAUGUUCAGUAUGAGAAGUCAGUCACCGUCAGGAACCGUAGAUUUUGCCUUCACACAUUCAAACCACAGUGCUGUUUCAGUUAUGUUUCGUCUUAUUACAUGCAGUAUUGCCAUCGUUAUUGUCUGCCACAUAAUAAUAUUUUUUUUGGGAACAGUUUUGAUGUUUUACUUUUGGUUAAAGGGUUAGUUCACCCAAAAAUGAAAAUUAAGUCAUUAAUUAC